AUGGUUUCAUUCAGCAAAAUCGCAUUAUUUGCUGCGGUAGCACAAGCUGCUGUCAUACCUCAAGAAUCACCGACAGGCCUUAAGGUUAAACGAUCAGGCGAUCAAGACAUUGUCACCUGGGAUAAAUACUCUUUCUUCGUCAAUGGCGAGCGUGUAUUGAUCUAUAGCGGUGAAGUUCAUCCAUUCCGUAACCCAGUUCAGGAUCUACACCUCGACGUCCUCCAAAAGAUCAAGGCGUUGGGGUUCAAUGCGGUAUCGAUAUACGUCCAUUGGGGUGUUGUAGAGUAUGAGAGGGGAAAGUUCAAUUGGGAUGGUGUUUUCAAUUUGCAACCAUUCUUUGACGCUGCUAAAGCUGCUGGGUUGUGGGUUAUUGCUAGACCUGGGCCAUAUAUCAAUGCUGAAUCUGCAGGUGGUGGCCUUCCCGGAUGGGGUGCUAGAGUUGAAGGCCAAUGGAGGAAUUCGAAUGCCAAUUAUACGGCUGCAUGGCAACCCUACAUCAAUUCCGUGGGCAAGAUUAUUGCGAAGAAUCAAAUUACGAAUGGUGGGCCAAUCAUCAUUGCUCAGCCUGAAAACGAGUAUUCUGGCUUCAUGAACCCGGAUGGAACCCUUAACCCCCAGGAGGAUCUCGAAUAUGAGCGAUUGCUGCUAGAGGCCUUUGACGAAGCAGGAAUUGUUGUCCCAACCGUUUCUAAUGAUGCCUGGAUUGGCGGCCAUUUCACAUCUGUUGAUGUAUACGGUUACGAUAACUACCCCGCUGGGUUCGACUGUGCAAAUCCGAUUUCAAGCUGGCCGGAUCCACCAGAUUAUUUCUAUGCGGCCCAUAGAGAUGUUGCUCCGAAUACUCCAAAUUCAAUCCUGGAGUAUCAAGGUGGAGCCUUUGAUCCAUGGGGAGGAGCUGGUUUCGAACAAUGCUAUAAACUGAUUGGACCUGAGAUGGUCCGAGUUUACUACAAGAAUGCAUAUGCCUCGGCCACGCAUCUUUUGAACAUUUAUAUGAUUUUUGGAGGAACAAACUGGGGCCAUCUUACGAACCCUGGUGGCUAUUCUUCCUACGACUAUGCCGCUGCUAUUGCUGAAGACCGAACCCUCCGCGAGAAAUACUACGAAAUCAAACUCCAAGCCAACUUCCUCAUGGUCAGCCCAGCAUACCUUACAUCUGUUCCCGUUAAUGUUCAAAAAUUCCCUACUAGUGGCCCGAACAUAACCAUUACAGAGCUCUGGGAUGAAGUUGGUGAAAAACAACGAUUCUAUAUCAUCCGCCAAAGCAAGCCUUCCGAGAAUACAAAUUCUGCUUUCAAGGUCGAUAUCGAAACAAGUGCGGGACAACUUACUGUUCCUCAACUUGGAAACGCAGCUUUCAGUCUUCCAGCUCAUGAUUCAAAAAUCCUUGUCACGGAUUAUCCUGCAGGGCCUGUUGAUAUUCUGUAUUCCACUUUAGAAAUCUUGACAUGGAAGGUUAUUGAUGGCAAGACCGUGCUUUUGCUGUACGCCAACACUGGGGAAUCCGGUGAGAUCUCAGUUCUCACAAAUACAGCCCGUAAGGUGGAUGUUCGAAGAGGAAAAUCAAAUACAGUGACUUUCAAGCAAACUAGCAGUUCAUUGACACUGCAAUUUGUCGUCGGACAUGAGACUGUUGUCGCUCUUGAUGAUGAUAUUCUCCUUUAUGUCGUUGACAGAGUUAACGCCUACAACUUCUGGGUUCCCGACGUCAACCUCAAAGAUGACCUCCCAGUCAUCAUCAAGGGAGGCUAUCUGCUCCGAACCGCCAAGUUCUCCGGAAACACUCUAGCUUUAACUGGUGACACAAACGGAACUACUGUCUUUGAGGUCAUUGCCCCAAAGAAAGCUCAAGCUUAUACAUGGAACGGCAAGCGUAUCGACACCGAUCUUACUAGACAUGGAACACAAGAAGGACGAUAUAGAACAACUACUCCUCGAGUUGACAUCCCAGAUCUCGCCCGUUUGAAAUGGAAAUAUAUCAACACCCUGCCAGAAGUAUCCAACAGCUACGAUGAUUCGAACUGGGUCACUGCGGACCAUACCUCCACCACAAAUAAGAUUAAGCCAUUGACACCGGUUGUUUUGUAUGCAAGUGACUAUGGUUUCCAUUCCGGAAAUAUUCUGUGGAGAGGUCAUUUUACAGCUGCUGGCGGUGAGAGUGAAUUCAAUCUUUCGAUCCAAGGUGGAAACGCCUUUGCCUACAGCGUCUGGGAUAACGAUAAGUAUCUCGGCUCCUUCACCGGUGCCCCAGCCCCAAGCGCCCAUAAUGGUACCUACACCCUCAGCUCCUGGGCUAAAGAUAGCAACCACGUCAUCACAAUCCUCCAAGACCAUAUGGGUCUGGAACAGAACUGGUUUGGAGGUGAAGAAAACUUCAAAUCAUUCCGUGGCUUGAGUGACUACUCAUUCGGCGGUGCGAAUCCAACCCUCAAACACUGGAAACUCACCGGGAACCUCGGUGGUGAGAAGUUUGUCGAUUGGGCUCGUGGUGGGUAUAACGAAGGUGGACUUUUCGCGAUUCGGAAAGGAUAUCAUUUGCCUGGAUUUGAUGAUUCAAAGUGGGCUUCCAAGUCACCUUUGAAGGGGAUUAGUGGUCCUGGCGCCGAGUUUUAUAGGACAACGUUUAAUUUAAACAUUCCCGAUGGAGUUGAUUAUCCGAUUUCUAUUGAUUUUGGAAAUAAGGUUAAGGAGUCUUAUAGGGUUGAAAUCUAUGUUAAUGGAUGGCAAUUCGGCAAGUAUAUCGACGAUAUCGGUCCUCAGACGUCUUUCCCAAUUCCCCAAGGUAUCUUGAACUAUAAAGGAGAAAAUACUCUCGCUCUGUCGUUAUGGUCUCUCGAAGAUGGUGGUGCUGCGCUCGAAUCGAUCGACCUAGUUGUCAGAAAUAAGGUCGAAGGAGGUGUUGGAGCUGUUAAGAACAGUCCCGCUCCAAAUUACACUGUUAGACCUAGCUCUUACUAG
Messenger RNA from Orbilia oligospora ATCC 24927, 2958 nucleotides. RefSeq lists its product as uncharacterized. Gene Ontology annotation, biological process: carbohydrate metabolic process. The record is from RefSeq and is a predicted model, not a curated record. The transcript is spliced from 14 exons. NCBI's taxonomy places the organism in Eukaryota, Fungi, Ascomycota, Orbiliomycetes, Orbiliales, Orbiliaceae. Bases 1 to 2958 code for a protein of 985 amino acids. Gene Ontology annotation, molecular function: beta-galactosidase activity. Gene Ontology annotation, cellular component: vacuole.